Molecule: messenger RNA, 4686 nt
Organism: Spodoptera frugiperda (fall armyworm)
Lineage: Eukaryota; Metazoa; Arthropoda; Insecta; Lepidoptera; Noctuidae
Product: pyridoxal-dependent decarboxylase domain-containing protein 1
Exons: 15
Coding region: 108-2288 (726 amino acids)
Cellular component (GO): intracellular membrane-bounded organelle
Source: RefSeq, a predicted model, not a curated record
UAUUCGUGAAUGUACACACGCCACCCACGUCAAAACAUUGGAAUUGAAGUGACGUUUACACAUUUUAGGGUCGGUGCUACAAUUUUGCGAAAAAAUCGCCACGCAGCAUGGGAGAUGCAUCAGUUUCUGACCCGGAGUCCAAUAAGCCAAGCCCCGGAAGCGAGGCGCCCCCUGAGCAGGACCGGCGUCCUUUCGGCGGUUUGGAGUUCCAAGUUUCAGAAGUAGUAGGCCGUUUGGAGGCGGGAGUUAACGCUCAGGAUGUUCAAGAUGAGGAAAAGAAGCCAGAGCCGCGAAAGAUCAGCGCUGGCUUCUUUGAGCCAGAAGAAACAUCAAUGGAUGAGAUACUGAAGGUUUUGGAAGACUUGGUGUUGAAGACAGACCCUAGUUGUGAGAGUGUGGAGCCGCCGCUGUUGCCUACAGAUGCGGUGACGCGAGCUGCGAUACUGUCGCACAGUAUAUCCGCUUUAUUUGGAAGGUUGGAGCGGAGUCAUGCAGCAAGGCUUGGUGCUCACAUUGCUAGUGAAACAACAAGAUGGAUGUCUCAUAUGUUCAGACUAGCAGACUACAAUGCGUACUAUCACCAGGAACAGCUAGAGGGUCUGGUGAGGGUCACCCGAAUGUUAUUACACCACAGAUACCCGAGGUAUUUGGAGGAUGGAGCGAUAGCGUUCACAAAUCGCUUGCCUUGCAUAUACAGCUGCGUGGCGAGCCCGCUCGGCGUGGUGCAACACUUGUGCAGACAACUUGGCCUGCCACUAGCAUGCGUCAGACCUGUGCCAGUACAUCCAUCAGGUCGAGGGAUGGACAUAGAGGCUCUAGAAAAACUAUACGAUGAAGAUAUAAACGCGAAUAGAACCCCACUCUUAGUGCUAGGCGAGGUUGGGGCCCCACCUCUGGGAUGGGGCACUCCACUGGCGUUACUUGGUGAAAUGUGCUCUCAAAGAAACUUGCACUUACAUGUUAGAGGGCAUGCGCUCGCGUUGCCGGGCGCCUCGUCGAAAGAUGAGUCUUUCAGUAUACCAGAUUCGGUGACACUCACACCUGGGCCAUGGUUCGGUGUUCCAGGACUGCCAACUGUUACGUUUUACAAAAUACCCGAAGCUAUCACAGCUAACGACCAGUCGAAAGUGGUGAGCGCAGCGGGUAGCAGAGAAGGAGCGCUAGCAGCGUUAGCCGGGUUGACGGGCGGCGGGGCGCGGAUCCCGGCGCUGCCGCUGUGGACGUGUGUCCGCGCGGCGGGGGCGCGGGCGCUGCAGCAGCGACUCACGGCCGCAUUCCGCUCCGCACGGGCAGUGCACGCCGUCGUCGCUAAUGCGGGGCUCAGGUUACUGAGCGAAAGACCGGGUGGCGAUGAACCGCCAAAUGUAGGAAUUGUGGAAGCGAUAAGCCACGCGUCAGCUUGCGUGGCGUUCCAGUUCGCCCCGCCAGGCACGGAGAAACCGCCGCCGUAUUACGACAAACUCAACUCUUGGCUUGGACAGGUGCUACAGAGAGAGGCUGACAUGAUAAGUAUAGAAGUAUGCGAGACAGAAGCACACGGGGUAGUGUUACGGUACUGUCCGCUAGAGGGCGCGGGCGCGACGGUAGCGGACGGGGGCGGGGGGGCGGACGCGGGCGCGUGGGGCGCGCUGCUGGAGGCGCAGCUGGGCGUGCUGGGCGCCACCGUGGCGCUGCGCCCCGCCUUCCACGACCGCGUGCGGGCGCGGCCCGGCCUGCAGCUCGUACAUGUGCCCGGAUGGGCUGGUCUGGGCGGAGUCCGCUACAUCCCCCCCGGCUGGGAGGAGGCGGCGCCCGAGGAACUGAACUCGCUCAACAGACAACUCGUCGACACGCUGCGCGCCACCGACGGAGCCUUCUCCUGCGGCGACGGCGACGAUGGCAUGGCCUGCGUCAGAUUCGGCAUGGUGACGGAAGACACAGACGUAGACGAGUUACUGGACCUCGUUAUAUCUGCUGGUAAAGAAGUGGAAGAGAGCAGCCGAGCACUCACUAACAUGACUGAAGUAUUGAAGAAAGGUAUCGAGGAGGCGCAGGCGGACCUGGAGCGCGAGAACGCGGAGCGGCUGUGGCAGGAGGGGCUGCUGCGGCGCGUGCCCGUGGUGGGCCGCGUGGUCCAGUGGUGGGCCCCGCCGCCCCCGCCGCCGCCCGGCCGCCGCCUGCAUCUCGCGCACGGCACGCUGCAGACCACCGCCGACCUCUACAGUCGCGUUCAAAACAAAAGUAAUUCAGAACCUGCGCGUGCGCACUCACCGACGAGACAAACGCAAGCCGCUGAGGAAGAAGAGUAGCUAGUAGCCAGUUAAGUGUAUGUCCAUACCUUGGCCCAACAUAAUGGCUAUGCAAGUUUGUAAAUAAAAUGUUGGCCAAACUAUUCGACCAAUGUCCAAAUGCUUGCAAGAUUGGUCUGCAAGUAAUUGAGAGAACUGCAAUCUAACCUACUAACUAUUCGAAGUCAGUCAAACUGACGAUACCAAAGAUUGCGUAUUUAAAUAAAAAAUACUAUUAGAAUUUGUAUUUAAAUAAAAAAUACUAUUAGAAUUUGUAUUUACUAGUUUAUUUGUAUUGUAUUGUAUUGUAAAUUGCUGCAGAUCUCAAAAAAAAAACAAAUGUUUGUAUUAUUGUAGAGGUGCUGCAGGGCCACGGACGGACGCUCUGUUAAGGCAAAGAGUAUUUAUUAGACAUCGUCGGCUGUAGCCAAAAAGUGUUCAUUCAGCUAAUUGAAAUCAAAAUUACUGUAUGAAAUUAUUAAUUAGAAAAGUAUCGCGACUGAUUUCACUAAUUUUGGGUCGGUUCAUAUCUGACGGAACAUGCGUCGCGUAUUAUCGGUCGCGUAACGCCAGAACAGAUAAAUGUAUAGAAAAAUACUUGACCGUUCACACUCCACCGAUGAUACGUUCGACAUAUUUUACGUGUUAUAUGAACCGACUCUAUUAUUUAUUACAAGCCAUGAAAGGUUAUAAUAAGUUGAAGAAAUUGCAAGGAAAAUAUUAGAAGCAUUAAUUACUAAUAUCCCAUACAAACUGUUUUAUGAAUGACGUUAGAUUUCACGACACAUUCGUUAAAUUUUAUGGCAAUAAAACGUUCGCGGGGUCAGCUAGGUAACAAUAGAUAUUAGUAUAAAAAGUUAAAACUAUAAGGUAAAUGUUACAAGCGUGUAUAAAGCCUUAGUUAUUAGUGAUCUGUCGAUUAAGAAUGUCAAUAAAUAAAUAGAGCGUCGAAAUUGGAAUCAAUGCUAUAAGCGAAAUGGCAUUUCAGGUACGCGUCCACAGGCCCACGUCGUACGCAUCGCACGCAACGGAUUUUAGUUUGUCUUGUAUAGAAACUCAUACAACUGCGUCCACUUAUUCGCAUCAUCAGCAAUGCCGAUAUGCGAUGAGUACUAAUUAGAUUUAUACGGAACUAGAUAGACAGACUUUAUACGGAAUGCCGAUGCCAAAAAUCCGAGUAUAGUGCUAUGGGCAAUCCGACUGCUAAUACUCGCGUAGGCGUCGAUACAAUCGACGCAGUCUGAAAAAUUAAUCCGUUUGAUGCGAUCCGUCUGAUGCGUACGAUGCGGGUCUGUGGACGCUUACCCUAAGCGACACCGUCACACUAGAAAACUCUGCUUGACGUAAAUAUUGACAUAAGUCAGUAUUUAUCUCAUAAUAUUUUUUAUCCUCUCAAUCGCCUAGCGCUUAAUUGUCAUUUAGCCCGGACACCAAGUAUUUUGAGAAGCGAUAGGGUUAAAGCUUAGAAGUACUAGGACAACAGAAGCCCUAACAUCUUGCUCGCUAUAUAAAACCGUGGUCAGCGUAAUUCUGUUUAGAAAAAUCUAAGACUGAUAGAUCGCGUCUGAUAGCAGAUUUUCAAAAUAAACGUCUUUUAUUUUAAUAUCGCCUGAUCUGUCGAAGAACUAAUAUUAAAUACAUUAUUAAUUACCUAUUUUAAACCCUGUUCCGAAGCUGUAGAGUUUAAAUUAGAAAAUAAACAAAAUUACUAUCGACCAAAAAAGUCGAUGGUAUUAUUAUUUUCUUACAUAAGUUCAUUGUAACAGCUGUAAUAAAUUGUAGCUUUUCUAUGAAUAGUUCUAGAACAUUAUAUAUACGUCGUAACAUAAAACAGCUUUAACAAAUCACAUUUACAGUGUAGUCAACUGAUUUUAGACUCAGGCGCAAGCAAUAAGGCAAUGGUAACUAACUGUAUAAACUAUUGCAAGUGUUAUGUUAGUUAGUUAUGUGCACCGAUAGAUGGCGCUGAUAACAAGAAUGCAUUCUAUCUAUAAUAACACAUUCUAUACUCUAGUUUUUUACCUUCAUCGGUUGCCUAAGCUGUAAAUUGGAUUUGGUAAGUAUUUUAAAUAAAGUAUAAUGUAAUUACGGUCCAGUAGCUGAUCUUAGGAUAAAAAUAAUGGCAAUAUUAGUAAGUUAUAGAAGUGUACAGAUGUUUAAAUAGCAUUAUGUAACAUUAAGACUUAUUUCCGACGUUGCUGUGUAGGGAUGCGGGAUGAUGACCAAAUCUUUGUUACUAUCCGUCUGGUAGAUUAAUUUAAAACAUUACCAGUUACGUUUUUUUUUUUUUUUCUAAAGAUAUAAAAAAGCUAUCGGGUAUCGAUUUGAAAUAUCGUAUGACAUCACACUGUUUAAUUCGUGUAUAUUGUGUAUUUUAAUAUUGUUUUCUUGUACGCCUAAAUAAAAAUACUUGUCCUUA